AUGGUGGACAACAACCGAAGGCCUGCUGGAAUGGCUAGACAAGGCUGGGGCAGUGCCACCGUGGAGAAGGCUUUCUGCUGGUGCAAUGGGGUCUGGAGUGCCUUUGCCUGGUACAAUGCGGCCUGGAGUGCCUUUGCCUGGUACAAUGCGGCCUGGAGUGCCUUUGCCUGGUACAAUGGGCCCUGGAGCGGCCAACCUUGGAAUGCCUUUCUUGCCUGGUACAAUGGGCCCUGGAGCGGCCAGGCUUGGAGUGCCUUUAAUGCCUGGUACAAUGUGCCUUUGGUGCCUGGUACAAUGGGCCCUGGAGCGGCCGGGCUUGGAGUGCCCUUUCCUGGUUUUCCGCCAAUGCCAGCAGCACCUGCUUUUCCGCCAGUGCCAGCACCUGCAUUUCCGCCAGCAGCACCUGUUUUUCCGCCUUUGGUGCCGCCGCCUAUCCAGUUGCCUCCUGGGUUUGUCUGGCGGGCAGUGGCAACUGGAGAUGGAAGAGCAGAGGCUCCAGCAGAGCCGCCGGCUCCGCCGGCUUCGCCAACUGUUGCUGGGGACACGACAGAGGAGGAGGAUGACAACAAGACCAUCAUCCCGGAGACACAAGACAGAAAGAAGCACAGCUCGCCAGUUUCGCCUGCACGGCUGGAGGAGGUGGAGGAGGCCGUGUUUCUGUUUCCAAGAAACAUUCUAAGUAGCAUUGUCGCUAGGCCCAGGGCGGCCAAAGAGGAGGAGGAGGAUCUGGAAAGGCCUCCGUCCGUGGAGGUGGAGGCCAUCAGCAGGAGCCGGUGCCUUCUGAGAAGCGGCGAAGGAGCUUGCCCCAGCCGCCGGGGGAGAAGCGGCCGCAGUGAGAUCGCGGCAGCUCAGCUUGACCUCGACGGCGAACCGUUGACGGAAGCAGAGGCCGCCCCAGAACAGGAGCAGGAGGCACAGGAGAAGGAGGCCAAGAAAACUAAGCCGGGGAAGCAGCUCAAGGAGGGGGACAACAACAACAAGAACGUGACCAGACAGGAAAGCUUCGCUGACAAGGCUUUGCAGUGGAAGCUUGCAGCCGAGGACAAAGCCGAGGCCCAGGAGAAGCCUAAGGAGGAGCCCGAGGCAGAGGAGCAGGACGGCGACGAGGAGGACGACCAGGGCGGCGAAAAGAGGGACCUCGCCAAGGCCAGGAAAUUCAAGAGAAUGUCCGAUGCCGGUGCAAUCCCGGAACACAUUCAGGAGGUUCUGAGCAAAGCGGAGACCCGUGCUGCCAAGACGGAGCUGAUCAACGAGCUGUUCGACAAGAACGACAAAGGCAAGCUGAUCAUGAAAUCCGACAAGCCCGUGUUCGAGACCACGAAGCAGGCCAAGCAUCAGAAGUUUGGUCGAGAUGAAACCAUGGGGGCACCAAAGGAUGUGCUUUUGCACCGGGACUACCAUGGCGAUGAAAAGGCUUUGGAUGCUUCCAUUGCAAGGGGCACGGUGAUGGUGUGGCUGCAGGAUGGGGUAGAGUUCGCGGGCUAUCGGCAAACCGUUGCCGGGAUUGGCAAGACGGUGGAGGACAAGCACCAAGCGAAGAGUGGUGCCAAGGAGAUCACCGACGAGACCUUUCAGGCCCUCGACAAGGCCUUCCGAGCCAUGACCUUUUCGUUUGAUCAAGAUGACCAGCCCCGCCAGGCGAUCGCAGCAGAGGCAGCAAGCUCGAAGGAGCCCCCCGUCCUCAAGCAGUUCACGGAGUCCCAGCAAGCUUUGCUGGAGGAGGCCAAAGGAGCGAUGGAGCGGCUUCAUAGUGCUGCUAUGAGGAUGAUUUCAAAAUGCUCGCAAGCGAAGGACAAGGAGAGCUUCAAGCCGCACAUGCUUGCUAUGAAAUCAUGGAUGGACAGGGACGACCACCUGUUGCUAUGGAAAGAGUUCCCAGACUCAGAGCGGCCCCUCACCGCUGCAACCUUCAAGGACUACAUGUGUGAGCAUUCCGAAACGGCGGUUUCCUUGAACGAGGAGUGCGAGAAAUUCAAAGCCCUUUUGAAAGCAAGGCGAGGUGGAGUGCAGCAGAGGAUCCAAAAAGUUGAAGCCAGAAAUGAUGCAGCUCCUGUUGCGAGCAAUCUGGCACAUGAGCUGUUGGAGCGAUGGUCGUGGGGCGAAGUGAGCCCUCAGGUGGUCCAAAAGCUGGCAGCUGCCUCCCAAAGGGACUUUCAAGCUGUCGGAGCGACACCGCCCAGCGAAGUCGCUGCUUUAGCUGGCUUGGGAUCUGCUGGUCUGUAUCCGAAUAAUAUGCACAAGGAGAUUCUGAAAAUCGCCAACAAGAACAAUGCUUUUUCGAAGCCCUUCGCUGUCAAAAUGAGCUUCAAGCCACCCUGGGACAAACUGCUUCAGACGAUGCUUCUUCCACAUGUGGUAUUUUCUGAUCUUUACCACUCUUACCCAGCCGCCUUUGCAAAGUUCAUGAUGCCUUCUGGAGGUAUUCAGAAACUUAAAGAAUUCUGGCGCCUUCAGAAGGCGGGUCAUCCCGCUUGGCGAAACCACCCGAUCGUCAGCAAGAAGUCCUUCGAUGCCGAGCAUACCCUGCCUUUACAGCUACACGGGGACGGCACCCCUGUGGUGGGGAUAGGGAAAAUCUGGAGCAGGCAGCUGACCUCGUACACGUGGAACAGCCUUCUGGCAGAGGGGUGGACAAAGGACAGUAUGAUGCCAUCGUGGUUUUGCUUCGAUGAGACCGAGGCUGGAAAAGAAACGAAAGAUAAAUUUAUCCGAAUCAUCUGUUGGUCGUUUGCCUGCCUUGCCAGUGGAGUCUGGCCAGCAGCCAACCACUUGGGUGCAAAGUAUCCCGCCGGUACCGUGGAAGCCCGUCGAGCCGGGACGCCGCUGGCGAAUGGACUGCGAGGCAUCAUCUGGAGUUUGAAUGGCGAUGCCGAAUAUUUGGUGCAAAAGCUGCAGUUGCCGCAUUACGGAUCGAAAGCAUCCCCGUGUGCCCUUUGCAAGUGCAGAGGCGACAAUUCCGAUUCGAGCUGGCAUGAUUGCCGAACAAGUGCUCGGUGGCUCACGUUGGGAUGGACAAGGGAAUCAUGGUUGGCAUACCCGGAGCGAUCAUCGAGCACCAUCUUCUCCAAUGCCACUGGUCUCACCCCAUUGAACGUGCACUACGAUUACAUGCACUGCAAGUACUUGGGGGCAGAUCAGAUCAGCUUCGGGUCGGUCCUUGAUUUGUUGGUGAGUCACCUCAUGGCAGACUCACCACUAACAAAUCUGGGACAAUGCUGGGACAAAAUCGUUACCUCGUACAAGAGACUGGGAAUCUCCGAGAGGGCGGGCCAGAUUGCUGCUUUUGGCGAGCCCCUGUUGGAACUUUGGGAGGAGCACAUGCAUCCUGAUCUUGCUGUGCACUGCAAGAUCAGGACGUACUUGCGACUGAACAUCGCCAUGGAGAAGAUCAUGAAGGAGUGCCGAGCCGAGACUGCUUUCCCGGAGCCCCAGGCGACCAACUUCAUCGAAUAUGCCUUCGCUAUGUGCAAUCUUCAUAUGGAGUUGGGGGCACACUUCGAGACCGAAGGCCUCAAGCUUUUCAGCCCUUUACCCAAGCUGCAUCUGCUUUUGCACACGGUUUUGCUUUGCCGCCACAUCAACCCAAGACUCACUUGGUGCUACAAAGGCGAGGACCUUCAAAAGGUCAGCAGGAGUUUGGCCGCCAGCUGUGCCCGAGGACUCAGAGGACCGGCGGUGACGGUGAAAAUGGUGAGCAAGCUCAGGGCGGCUUGGAACCUGAGGCUGAGCAAAGUCUCUGCAGACUGA
Messenger RNA from Symbiodinium sp. CCMP2592, 3747 nucleotides. The record is from the annotation of a GenBank genome assembly. Lineage: Eukaryota; Dinophyceae; Suessiales; Symbiodiniaceae.